Molecule: messenger RNA, 1963 nt
Organism: Suillus subalutaceus
Lineage: Eukaryota; Fungi; Basidiomycota; Agaricomycetes; Boletales; Suillaceae
Product: Alpha/Beta hydrolase protein
Exons: 16
Coding region: 265-1791 (508 amino acids)
Biological process (GO): proteolysis
Molecular function (GO): serine-type carboxypeptidase activity
Source: RefSeq, a predicted model, not a curated record
CUACGAUUUAUGCGUUGCAAUUAUCAAGUUGUACUAGUGUCAACCAGCAGCUCGACGCAUUUAGACAUCCUCGGGUCAGCUGGCUAGCUAAGCCCACCCCAUCGCUUGUUAGGCCACAUCUUCCGCGGGAGCCUCCCAUGCAUGUAUGAGCAUGUCACGAAAAACGCACACGGAUCAAUUAAAACCACUAUAAAAAGCCUCAUUAUGCAUUAUAGGCUGGGCGACGUCGCUGCUGUCACACCUGGCUACUAGGCUUACUCGACAAUGUUGCAUCUUCUCGUCGUUCUGCUAGCAGUGACUGCCGCUAGCGCUCGUUUCAUGACCAAGCAUAUGUUGAAGGAGCGCCAGCUUGAGGCAGCCCAGCAUUGGCAAACCAGCUGGGCCGUAGAGAUGGGAGGGGCUGGGGACGUCGAGCGCAAGCGUGUUCAAAACAUCACCUUCACGAACCCCAAGGCCUCAGAAUUUUAUGUCGAUGGUACAUCCCUCCCUCUGGUCGACUUCGAUGUUGGUCCCAGCUGGGCAGGUCUGUUGCCCAUAAGCGACAGUCCUGAUGAGACGCGUCAGCUCUUUUUCUGGUUUUUCCCUCCCGGUCCCGAAGGGAGUCUCGAUGAUUUGAUUUUUUGGACAAAUGGAGGCCCUGGCUGCUCUUCACUCGAAGGUUUACUACAGGAGAAUGGACCUUUCAGUUGGUCCUUGGGUCAAGCCAAACCAACCGUGAAUGAACACAGCUGGACCAACCUCUCUUCCAUCCUUUGGGUUGAACAACCUGUUGGCACGGGGUUUUCCCAAGGCGUUCCAAACGCACAGAAUGAAGACGAUGUCGCUGCUCAACUCGUCGGUUUCAUGCAGCAGUUCCUCGAGGUCUUUUCGGAACUAAAAGGCAAGCAGUUGUAUCUGACGGGUGAAAGCUACGCAGGAACAUACGUCCCUUAUUUUGCGAACUACAUCUACGAGAAUCCCACUCUGUUAGACCUCUCGUUGCAAGGCAUGUGGAUCAGUGAUCCUUCACUGUCAUGGGAUGUGGUGCAAGAGCAGAUCCCUGCAGUGGAUUUCGUGAAUAAAUAUGCUGGUCUCUUCUCUUUUAAUCAAACGUUCACGGAUCACCUCGAGAAGAAGGCCGCCAAGUGUAAUUACACUGGCUACGUAGACAAGUACGUGACAUAUCCUCCAGCUGGCCUUCUUCCUCUGCCAGGGGACUCGGUCGAGGCAGCUGAGGGCUGUGAUGUCUGGGACGACAUUUUUAAUAAUGCACUGAUCAUCAACCCCGCCUUCAAUAUCUAUCGCAUCUGGGACACUUAUCCUGUUCUAUGGGAUGUGCUUGGCGCCCCAGGUUCGAUCAUACAGUCACAAACUCCGCUCUACUUUGACCGCAAUGAUGUGAAGCAUGCCAUCCAUGCACCUGAUGACACAGAGUGGACGGAGUGUUCCAAUGUCAAUGUCUUCCCAAAUGGAGACGGUAGCUUACCCCCUGCCUUCACUGUGUUACCGAAUGUUAUCGAGAAGAAUAAGCGGACCGUCAUCGUACACGGUCUCGCCGACUUUGUUCUCAUUUCUGAAGGAACCAGAAUCGUCAUUCAAAAUAUGACUUGGGACGGAUUGCAAGGAUUCCAGACGCCUAUCAUCAAUGACAGUUUCAUUGUCGAUGGCGUGGGUGCUUUCGGGACAAUGCACUCAGAACGGGGACUCACUUACUACGAGGUAGUCCUGAGUGGACACAUGGUUCCACAGUUUGCGCCAGUAGCUGCCUUCCAGAUUAUGCAGUACCUGAUGGGCUUUAGGGAUACACCAUAGAUAGGGACACUCGUCUUUGGUUUGAUUUAGAUUCCUGCCAUCCGUAACAAACGUCAGCUCGUAGAGUCUAGUUACAAUAGUUCUCAGGAAGCUUGUUGUCUCCGGGUCUGGAAGAGUCGAACUUAGGUUCACGGUGUCCAGGUCUGCCGGGUCAACUCCGACUUGAUCUUUG